Messenger RNA from Vigna umbellata (rice bean), 2093 nucleotides. The record is from RefSeq and is a predicted model, not a curated record. Lineage: Eukaryota; Viridiplantae; Streptophyta; Magnoliopsida; Fabales; Fabaceae.
GAAAAGUGACUGUACAGUGGAGUUACAGUGUGAUGCAGAAGAAGCGUUACGCAAAACGCUUUCACUCACCCUCGACUCGCUUCUUCAAAACUCUUCCUAUUUUUGCCUUCUCCCUCUUCUCCUUCUCCGCAGAGAAGAGAAGAGGAGAAGAACCUUCCAAAUCCCCAAAACUAUAAAACAAAUAUAAAUAAGGUAAAUCCUAUUCUUCUCCUUCUCCGUCUUCUAGGGUUUCUCUUCCGCCAUUGCCAAUCUCAUCAUCACCUCCCACUCUCUUUCCUCUGCAGGCAUUGCUCUCUCUUCCUCUCCAUUCCUCAAUUCUAUUACGAUUCCCUAAUUUCUUCUUCUCUUUUUUAGGGUUCCCAUCGCUCUCUAACCGAUUCCGCCAUUUUUCGCUUCCAGGUACGCCCAUUCUUCUUUUGCGAUCUAUUAUUCAUACGUUUCGCCAAUGCCACUUCUUCUUUUCUCUGCCUUUUCUUUCUUCGUUGCUAUCUCUCUCGCUUUUCCUAUCCGUCAUUCGCUUCGAUGUUAACCGCUAUUCCUUUUCUCUGUCGCGUCAAUGUUGUCUGUUGUUCUUGGAUUGACGAUGAUCCAUUGUUCAACGGUUAUGCAGGUGCAUUGUCUUCUCCUCUCAAUGGUAUGUUCCCCGGGAGGUGGGAGAAUGGAAGUCAUGGCAAGGCUUCUUGCUUCUGGGGGUUUCUCUCAGACAGUAGCAGAUGACUUUGCCCAUCAGAAGUCGGCUGCUGAGUAUAUCUGUACAGAACUACGUGAGGCAGACGAAGCGAAUUUGCUUCAGGAAGAAGAUAUGCAUGUCUAUGGUGUUAGCCCCAUGACUGAUGCCUUGCAGCUGGUAUGCUGCAACAAUUGCAAGAAGCCAAUUAAGGACAGUCAAUUUGCUGCUCAUACAGAACUUUGUCGGUCAUUAAAGCUCACAGAACAAACUACGUUUGAGCUUGAUGGCAGCACCGGGAGUCGGAAACCUCCUAGGAAGGAAAAGAAAAAGUUAGCAGCUUCUUGUGCUAACCAAGCUUCGGCAGUUGGGGAGCAGAGAAGGUCUGGGUCUAUGGAUAAUAUUGACUCGGAUUUGUCACAAUCCCACCGGAUUAGUCAAAUCAGAGUGAUUCCCUUUUCAAACAAGGUUAAAGUUCCAAUUUCCUUAGGACACUCUACUUGUGUCGAUGGAGCAUCUAUGAUGGAUGGUACUGGAAUUAAUCCUGGAAAUAGGGACCACCCAGCUUCUAUAAUGCAUCCUCCAACAAAACGUCAUAAAUUGCGAGCAAACACUAGCCUACCUGUAUUAGAAAGCCCUGUAACAGAUUCUGUAGAGACCAAAACUCUGAGUUUCACUGAUGGAAUAAGUUGCAAGGACUUGGUUGAAAUAACUACUUCAGAACAUGGAGAUCCUAAUCGAAAAAUCCUUGGGCAGGUCCUUGUGCAACCUCCAAACACUACGAAGAAUGAAUUUCCUGCGCCCCUUGCUACGAAGAUAUUUUAUUCACAAAGGACCAAUCGACUGCGUGCCAGACUUCGCCAUCUUUACUUCCAGAACUUAAACGAGCAAUUGCGUACUGAUUUGUGUCCAAAGACAUCACAUGCGGAGAUGGUCACAUUCCAAGAUUCAUCUCUUAGAUGCCCUUCAUCUUCUCAAAUGGACAAUGUGCACGAGGGUCGAUCACCUCAAAAAUCUGAUCAUAUUCUUGCCAAAAGCUCAGAAGUUUGCAUACUUAAAGCAGGAGGCCUGCCAAGCAGUGGUUUGUCAAAUCAGUUUCUUCUCGAUAAUGUUUCAAGGUCUACAGCCACUCAUGUUGGUUUGACUAGAAGCAACUUUCUUCCAACAUCCUAUUCAUUUUCUAGCAACACAGGAAAUUCAUUGGGAACAAUGCAGCAACCAAAUGGGAGUGUUCCUGUUAUUUAGAAACCAUGGUGGAAUUUUUUUGGGUUGGUAAAGGUACAGGUAACCAAUACUUGAGUGUAGGAUUUAGCUCCUUUUUUGAAGCUGAUAAAGUAAAUUACUCAAAUUGUGUAUCCUGUCAUCUGCUUUGUACAUGUAAACUUCUGUAUAAAUGGAUGGAAAUGAAGAAAUUAUUAGUUCUAUA